Jatropha curcas is the source of this 1115-nucleotide messenger RNA. Its product is annotated as ras-related protein RABC1. The record is from RefSeq and is a predicted model, not a curated record. NCBI's taxonomy places the organism in Eukaryota, Viridiplantae, Streptophyta, Magnoliopsida, Malpighiales, Euphorbiaceae. Gene Ontology annotation, molecular function: GTPase activity; GTP binding.
AGAUAAAUGUAAUUGGCUCCUGUGGAUGCGAGGAAUUUCCUUUUAGGCCCCCUAUUAACUUUUAACAGUUCCUUCCCUUCUACGGUUGCUUUCCAUGAUUCUAUACUCUCCCUUGUAGCUCCCUCGUUGUAUCUGUUUCUCCCCAGAUUGUGUUAAUUUACAGCAUCAAAUUCAUAAUAUUUAAGAUGCGAGAUUGAUGCUGUUCUCUCAUAAGCUUUUAUCGUUUGAUCUCCUGUUUACUUCUUCAAUGUGAACUAGUUCUUUGAGAGAAUUGUCUAAAUGGAUUCAAGUUCGAGUCAACCAGAGUUUGAUUACUUGUUCAAGUUGUUGAUGAUUGGGGAUUCUGGUGUUGGGAAGAGUAGUCUUCUUUUGAGUUUCACAUCUGAUACGUUUGACGAUCUCUCUCCCACUAUUGGUGUUGAUUUUAAAGUAAAAUAUGUCAAUAUUGGGGGCAAAAAGCUUAAACUUGCAAUUUGGGAUACAGCUGGUCAGGAACGAUUUAGAACACUGACGAGUUCGUACUACCGAGGUGCCCAAGGGAUCAUCAUGGUUUAUGAUGUAACACGACGAGAAACAUUCACUAAUCUUUCUGAUAUAUGGGCCAAGGAAAUUGACCUAUACUCAACAAAUCAAGAUUGCAUCAAGAUGCUUGUCGGAAACAAGGUUGACAAGGACAGUGAAAGAGUCGUAACGAAAAAGGAGGGCAUAAAUUUUGCCCGGGAAUAUGGAUGCCUUUUUCUUGAAUGUAGUGCUAAAACUCGGGUGAAUGUACAACAGUGUUUUGAAGAGCUUGUUUUAAAGAUUUUGGAUACUCCUAGCCUCUUAACCGAGGGUUCGAAGGGCUUGAGAAAGAACAUCUUUACAGAGAAGCCACCACAAUCCGAUGCGUCAACAAGUAGUUGCUGCUGAUGCUUUCUCUAUAUUGCAGUUUCAUAUCCUAACUGAAGAAACCAUAUUCUUUUUUGUUUUUCUGGUGACAUGAAAAUUACAUGUAAUAUAAAAAUCUUGUGAUGUCUUAAAAUAUUUGUUUUAUGCACAUUGAAUUUCAGUCGUGAUGACAAUUGAAGCCCAAAACUAAUCACUGUUAAGAAAUAAGAUGAAAUCGUUUUAACAUA